AUGUCUACCACACCAGAAGUAGUAGAGCAGUGGCAGCCGCCCACCGAGUCACUAGGCAGAGUUCCUUCGGUGACUCGGGGAACAAGCUGUGGUGAACCCAUCCAAGGCGAUUUCCCACUCGAUCAGGUCGUAAUAGACAAACUACCUCUUGGUACUCAAGUCCACAGCUGCAACCGACACGGCGCAUCAGAUUGGACAGUCACCGCAAGAAUAGACACCACACGCGUAGACGGCGAACCAGAAUCGUACUUCUUGAAGGUAGAUGCUACUCUUCCAUCGACAACGACGCAGCUAACGCGAACAAAGUGCGCAGAUGGCGACCAAGGCAAAGCCAUGCUCGAAGGCGAAUACCACUCGAUGUGUGCCCUCUACAAAGUCGCACCCACCUUCGUUCCCGAGCCCCUUGCAUACGGCCUACUCAACGUCUCAAACCCAGACUCCUACUUCUUCCUCUGCGCCUUCCUAGACAUGGAUACCACCCAACCCCCCGACCCAGAACAAUUAUGCAAGAAACUCACUACACUCCACCUCUCCAGCGCGUCACCAACCGGACAAUUCGGUUUCCACAUGAACACCUGUCAAGGCAACCUACCCCAGCAAACAGCCUGGCAAGACACUUGGAAAGACUUCUUCAUCCAGCUCCUCACCGGCGCUAUGAAACUCAACCGCGACAUCAACGGACCAUGGAAAGACCUGCAGGAAUGCACUGAUCGCGUAAUCACGCACGUCGUACCAGCCCUCCUCAACCCCCUCACAUCCAACGGCCGCGUAAUAAAACCCACCUUAAUCCACGGCGACCUCUGGGACGGCAACAUCGGCACCGACACCGCGACAGGCGAAAUCUACGCCUUCGACGCCUGUGCAUACUACGCGCACCACGAGAUGGAGAUUGCGAUCUGGCGCGGGGAUCCUAGUAGAAUUUUGGGUCGGCAGGAGUACACAGAUGCGUAUGUGGAGAUUAUGGGUAAGAGUGAGCCGGUCGAGGGGUUUGAGGAUAGAGGCAGGCUUUACUGUGCUUAUAUGAACUUGCAUGCGAGUGCUUGUCAUGGGGGAGACAGGUUUAGGGAGAAGUAA
This is a messenger RNA of Alternaria incomplexa, 1074 nucleotides long. RefSeq lists its product as uncharacterized. The coding region runs from base 1 to 1074 and encodes 357 amino acids. The record is from RefSeq and is a predicted model, not a curated record. The transcript is spliced from 2 exons. Lineage: Eukaryota; Fungi; Ascomycota; Dothideomycetes; Pleosporales; Pleosporaceae.